AUGAACAGUUCAGUUUUACUCAUUUUUAUUCUACUUUUUAUUCAUUCUUCUCACACGUUCGAUUUACCACCUGAAAUUCAUAUCGGAGCUAUUUUUGAUACUAAUGAUAAACUAUCUCGUCAAGCAUUCGAAUACGCUGUUGCAAAAAUCAAUGCGAAAUCUCAAAUUUUCAAAAAAUCCAAAAUUGUUGUCAAUCAGAUCGACACUGUCGACGCACACAACAGUUUUCUCGCUUAUAAGUUGGCAUGUGCACAAAUCGAAACCGGUAUUGCUGCUUUGUUCACCGGCCAUCUCACUCCGGCACUAGAGUUUGUUAGUUCGUUAACACGACAACUGCACAUACCUUUGUUCUUAUCAUCACCGGAUCCACAGACAAAAGUUGAAUACUACAUUAUCAAUGUAUACCCGCAUUAUACAGCCACGAGUCAAGCAUUUAGUGAUGUAAUUAAAUUUCAACAGUGGAACGAGCUUGCGAUUAUUACUGAACGUUCUGAUAAUUUGCUCUAUUUACAGGAUUUAUUGAAAUUAUCUACAGAGCAUGACCAAAUGACUGUUACGGUUAGACAAUUACGAGGUAGACCGGGAAAUAACAGUUGGCAUCCACUGUUGAAACAAUUACAAGAAAUGGGCAUUUCGAAAUUUUUAGUCGAUGUUAAAACCGAUCAUCUGGAUGAUUUCUUUCAACAGGCGAAAGUAGUUGGAUUAGUCGGGCCUUACUAUGAUUUUGUGUUGACCUCUUUGGAUAUAUCCGUCGUUAAAUGGAAUCGAAUUUUGUAUACAUUGGUAAAUAUUACUGGUUUACAGUUUUUCGGACGGGAAGAUCCAGCUGUUGACGAAUUUUUCGCUACUAAUGUACUAGACGUCAAUCCUCCAUUGAAAAUAAACGAACGUUCAUUACGAGUGUCAGCAGCAUUGAUUUAUGAUGCUGUCUACUUUUUUGCUCGAGCAUUGAGUAAAUUCGUUGAGCAACGUCCAUUUACUGUUACACCAUUAACGUGUGAAGCACAAAAGUUUUGGUCGCACGGAGCAGCAUUCGCUCUUUUUUUGAAAACGUUUGAAGCCAAUGGGAUUACAGGAAAGAUCAAGUUUGAUGAGAAUGGUCUACGUACGGAUAUUUCAUUGGAAGUGGUAGAUUUAGUUGCCAACGGUGUCAACAGAAAUGGUAACUGGUCAGCGAAUACCCCAAAUCGGCUAGAUGUUCGUCGUAACUUCACGAAAGAUUACGAAACAAGAAAACAGGAGAUACAAUUUCAAACAUUAAAAGUGACAACCGUAAUUGAACCACCAUAUGUGAUGUGGAAAAAUGAUACGGUUUCGAAUGAAACAUCGUUUCAAGGAUUUUGUAUCGAUAUUUUACUCACACUAGCUGAAAGACUCAAUUUUACAUUUGAAAUCGAGAUUGUGAAAGAUAAAACAUUCGGAAAGAAGAAUGAAAAGGGUGAAUGGAAUGGUAUUAUCGGAGAAUUAGUCAAUCGAAGAGCCGAUUUAGGUCUCGCUGGAUUAACCAUCACGUACCAACGAGAACAGGCAAUUGAUUUUACUAAACCAUUCCUAACACUUGGAAUCAAUAUAUUAUACAAAAAAGCAAAACGUGAUAAACCGAAAUUAUUUGGCUUUUUCUCACCGUUGAGUUUAAAUGUUUGGCUCUACAUGAUCGCUGCGUAUUUCCUCGUUGGUUUUGUAUUGUAUUUGGCUGCACGAUUAUCACCAUAUGAAUGGCGAAGUCCACAUCCAUGUAAAACAAGUCAUGAUGUAUUAGAGAAUCAAUUUACCUUAUUCAAUGCGCUCUGGUUUGUGAUGUGCAAUAUCAUGCACCAAGGCACGGAAAUCAAUCCUGCGGCACCAUCAACACGAAUGAUCAGUUGCCUUUGGGCAUUUUGUACAUUAAUUCUCGUAUCAUCGUACACCGCUAAUCUUGCGGCCUUUUUGACUGUUCAACGUAUGCAAACGCCAAUUGAAAAUGCUGAAGAUUUAGCUUCCCAAACGAAAAUUGCCUAUGGUGUCCAACGUGGUGGAUCAACAGAAAACUUCUUUCGAGAGUCGAAAUUAGCUACAUAUGAACGAAUGUGGAAUUAUAUUUCUGCUCAUCAGGCAUCUGUUAUGGUAGCAUCGAGUACGGAAGGUAUCAACAAGGUGCUUCAAGGCAACUAUGCUUUUCUCAUGGAAUCAACGACAAGUGAAUACAAUAUUAUGAGAAACUGUGAAUUAACAUCAAUUGGUGGGUUACUUGAUUCCAAAGGUUAUGGUUUUGGCGUACCACAAAAUUCGCCUUACCGCGACAUACUAAGCGAUACGAUAUUAAAACUACAGGACGAAGGCGUUAUUCAAAAGUACUACAAUAAAUGGUGGAAAGAAGCGGCUAAUUUAAAAUGCGAACGAGAAGACAAACGAAAAGAACUAGCAUCUGAAUUAGGUUUUGCCAACAUUGGCGGUGUUUUUCUCAUUCUCGCUAGUGGACUAGUUCUGUCAAUAUUUGUUGCUGCUCUGGAAUUUACGAUUAAAAUACGCAAACGAAAAGGACGACAAGCUUCGGUGCGGAAGGAAAUGGCACGCUAUUUUCGUUUUGCUCUUACCAAUGCUCGGUCGCCAAAACGACGCAUUAGUGAAUUUACUGAAGAUGUUUCUUCACGUCUGGACCGUACAACAAAACAUUACUGA
Molecule: messenger RNA, 2658 nt
Organism: Adineta ricciae
Lineage: Eukaryota; Metazoa; Rotifera; Eurotatoria; Adinetida; Adinetidae
Source: the annotation of a GenBank genome assembly